Messenger RNA from Lottia gigantea (owl limpet), 410 nucleotides. RefSeq lists its product as hypothetical. Gene Ontology annotation, cellular component: RZZ complex. The transcript has 3 exons. The annotation marks the transcript as partial. The record is from RefSeq and is a predicted model, not a curated record. Gene Ontology annotation, biological process: mitotic spindle assembly checkpoint signaling; endoplasmic reticulum to Golgi vesicle-mediated transport. NCBI's taxonomy places the organism in Eukaryota, Metazoa, Mollusca, Gastropoda, Lottiidae.
CGUAUGAGAUAUUAAGUGAAGCAAGUAGUAGUUCACCAGAAUGUGCUGUACAGAUGUUUUAUGCAGUUAGAAAUAUAUUUGAAUUAUUCUGUAGUGUAUUUCCUACCUAUCACAGACAAAGUCUUAAUGCUCUACCACAAUUUUCUGCCUUACAUCAUAAUAACUGUAUGUUUAUAAGUCACCAUUUAAUGACGUUAGGACACCAGUUUAGUUUGAAGUUACCUCCUACUAUUAAUUCAACGUUUGUUGAUCUUAUACCUAAAAUACGUGGUAUUGGUACUCAGAGUUUUAUGGAUCAGAUGAAUUCUCAAAGAGAUUUAUUACUAGAAUUUUUACAAGCUGCUAAUGAUAAGCAGUUGAAGGAUUUAAGGAUUUUUGGUCUGGCUGCAAGAAUGGUAGGCUGCACGUAA